AUGCGUCAAAGAUUCCAUAUCCUUCCGCUUUCUCUCCUCCUUUGCUUAUGCCUCACAUUCUCUUCGGGCCAAAAACUCACGAAUGACACAAUCUGCCCCCCAGCGGAAAAUAUCGUCUACUCGCCAUUCAAGCCAUGGUUCUAUUUUUACAGGGGCAGCAGCCAACUCUGUUGGCAAACCUCAAUCUGCACUCUUCAACUAGCCGACGAAGCACGUAAACAGCAAUUCGGCGCCACCGCAUUGAUCAUGGGUUUAAUUCCCCUCACUCUCAAGGACGUCGCCUGGCCCGAGAGGCGUAUAGCCCUUGUAUCCGCGCCCUUGCCAUUUGCCGCUGCCGUCCUCGUCCGAGCGUUGGGGCUCGAACCAGCCGUCGAAGGAGAACUUGAAAGCGACCAGGUGCAAAGAUACAUGCAGUGGAUGCAGGGAUAUUUAUUCGCCAAUGUUGGAACGCGCUGGCGCAUCUCAACGAUUUUACGUGUGGGCACGAGUUUUUUGAUACUAUUGCUGUCGUACGGGAUGUUGGCGGUGGUGGAAAUAUAUUCUAAACGCAGCUCCCUGGGUUGCGUGUACCCUGUGUUUACACUUACUUGGUGUAUCGUCGGGAUAUUUCCGGCGAUUAUUCAUGCGCUCUUUGCGAUCCGGCGGAGACGAUGCAAGGGAGGGUCCGAUCUGGUGUCGACUGGUAGUGUCUCUGCGAUUCAGGGUGCAGAAGAAGCUUGGCCAGUUCAGCUGGCUUGGGGCGUCUAUUAUAUCGCGGGCACCCUCGUAUUCACGUCGAUAAUGGCGGUAACAGUCGCAGAGCUCGCAGUGUGGGUAUUUGUGCAAGCUGUGGUGACGGCAGCGAGCAAGAUAUUUGCGCUGUACAUCUGCUUGUUGUUGCGGAAUCCUGACUCAGAUGCGUAUCCAAUUGAUGGAAAUUAA
This is a messenger RNA of Paracoccidioides brasiliensis Pb18, 921 nucleotides long. RefSeq lists its product as uncharacterized. Bases 1 to 921 code for a protein of 306 amino acids. The record is from RefSeq and is a predicted model, not a curated record. The transcript has a single exon.